AUGCGCCUGUUCCUCGUGCUCGCUUCCUUCGUUGCCUUUGCACUCGCUCAAGGCCGCGGCAGCCCCGAAUGGCGCAAUACUCGUCCCGGCCAACCCACCCCAGAUCGGAAAUGCAUAAAAUACUGGGGUCUCUGCCACGGGGACUGGGAUACAUGCAACCAGGAAAAUGCGUCACCGGGUGGAGGACAAUCUAACAACUACAGCGCCGUGGUUGAUUACGCCACAUCAGCGAAAGGAUGUAAUCCGUUUGCGUGCCUCGAGGUCCUGGUUGUGUCGCGCUGCAUCACGAAGGGGAUCGCGAACAGAGAUACAGAUGCAGUUUCCAGCUGUAGUGCUGAUGUCUGCGACUGUCUGGAGUGUAUUCCAGGGUUGGACGCUUUCGACCGACGUUAUGGAGUUUGCAAUUAA
Messenger RNA from Cucurbitaria berberidis CBS 394.84, 408 nucleotides. RefSeq lists its product as uncharacterized. The record is from RefSeq and is a predicted model, not a curated record. The transcript has 2 exons. NCBI's taxonomy places the organism in Eukaryota, Fungi, Ascomycota, Dothideomycetes, Pleosporales, Cucurbitariaceae. Bases 1 to 408 code for a protein of 135 amino acids.